UCGAGUACGCGUCGAUUCUAUGGUUGGUUAUUUCGCGCGGUAUUUCGCCAAAGUGCGUGUAAUCAAAACAGAAAUCCGAGACCAAGAAUACAAAGCUUUUUCUUCAAAAUAGAAAAAGAGCGGAUUUUGUGGGUUUUGUUGCUUAUAUAUAUAUAUAUAUAUAUAUAUGUUGUGUGUGUAACAACAAUACAACACGGAGGAAUUUAAAAAGUGAACGAUUGUAAAUGCAAAAAAAACACAAGUGUAGUUUUUACGUGUAAAAAAGUUUUUCAUUCGAUUCCUGUUGUAAAAACGGACUUUUACUUGUUCGGACUUCUCGCGCUGAUAUACUGGAAGAAAAAUGCAUCUGCCGGAUGGUUUGGCGGAAAUGGACCUUUACUACAGGCGUUUUUUCGAAACCGCCAGAACUUAUCACGGAGAUAUAGUAUCAACGGGUUGUCCCUUCAUUCUAUGCAGCAAGCUGCCGAAUCAUUGGAGAUCAAACAAGUCUCUCCCAACAGCGUUCAAGGUCAUAGUACUAUCCGAAGUCAGCGAUGGCACUCAGGUUACUAUCAGAGCUGGCAAUGACGAAAAUUAUUGUGGCGAGCUGAGAAACUGUACGGCCCAAAUUAAAAAUCAGGUCGCGAAGUUCAACGAUCUGAGAUUUGUUGGCCGUAGUGGAAGAGGGAAAUCAUUUUCGCUGACAAUUCAAGUCGACAGUAUGCCGGUCCAAGUAACUACGUACGGCAAAGCUAUCAAAGUUACAGUAGACGGACCACGCGAACCGAGAUCCAAAUCGAAUUAUCAUUACGGUCCAGGUUUUCCGGGAGUAUAUAGUCCCUGGUUGGAAGGCACGUCGCUUAUUAAUUGGUCGCACUAUGCCGCUUUACUUAAAGGAACGAUGCCGAUACCAGGAACGAUACCGCCACCGCCGCCACCCCCGCCUGUGGAACUGUUCAAUUCGAAUUUCUUGCCGUACAUGUUCGACAGAUACUACGAAUGCACAGGAUUAACAACGACGAAUACGACGGCGGCCGUGAUGACCCCAGUAACCGCGGUCGCACCCCUUUCAGCGAUCAGUCCGUCUAGGACACCGAACAGUCACAGUGAUUCCAGUAGCAAUCACAGUGAGUCGGCAGUCGAUGAAAUACGAAGCGCCUUUGUACCUCUUCGGCUCCACAACCUGCCACCGAGUACGCUCUCGUCUUCGUCGUCGCCGCCCGAAAAGAAUCCAAGAAAGCCGACCGAGGGUGUGAGAAACGAAUUGAAAGCCCCGACCGCGCUCAUCUGCAACAGACAGUCGCCGACUGUCAAAAGGAGUCCGACACCGACCAAGAUAUCGUCGUCGCAGUCGACGAAACCGGUCUGGAGGCCGUACUAAAAAAAAAAAAAAAAGGCCGCGCGCAACAUUACCAUGUUCAAGUUCAGGAAGGCUAGUGAUACACGUUGCCCACGUUGUCGCGAUAGAGUUGACGACGCGAGAGGACCAUUUUACAAAAAAAACUGACGAAAUUUUUCGAAACGCUUGGAUUCGCGCGUUACGUAAAAAAAGUGCAUUCUCUUAAUCUUCGGUUUUACGAAGAAAUCGAUUUCGUCAGUUGGGGAAAAAAUUUGAUGUUCAGAGAAAAACUUGAUUAUA
Molecule: messenger RNA, 1618 nt
Organism: Pseudomyrmex gracilis
Lineage: Eukaryota; Metazoa; Arthropoda; Insecta; Hymenoptera; Formicidae
Product: segmentation protein Runt-like
Exons: 4
Coding region: 341-1360 (339 amino acids)
Biological process (GO): regulation of DNA-templated transcription
Cellular component (GO): nucleus
Molecular function (GO): RNA polymerase II cis-regulatory region sequence-specific DNA binding; DNA-binding transcription factor activity, RNA polymerase II-specific; ATP binding
Source: RefSeq, a predicted model, not a curated record